CUCACGUUUAUCAUAUUUUUUCAUUUAAUAGUCAAACAGAGCACCCAAACCAAUCUUACGAUUCCGUGUCACCACCUACUGCUACCUUACCUCACCUGCUGUCUUUUUACUGGCGGUGGUCCUCCCUCCGCCUCCCUUUCCUUCUCUCUCUAUCGCUCUCCAACCACCGCUUCAACCACUCUCAGCCCCUAGGGUUUUCAUCAAUGGAUACUCUUUCUCUUCCAUCACCACCACCACCACCACAACCUAGCGUCUCGGACAUGGAAAACCUUUUCUCUAACCCUCCACUCAACGACGAUCCCUCGUCUUCUUCCCUAUGGGACUGGUCCGACUUCCUCGAUUUCAACCUCGAAGACCAAUUGAACAUUUCUUUCGACUCCUCCGAAAACACUCCGGUACUACCUCCUCCUGAUUCCGAUUCUGUUGACCGGAUUCGAAAGCGGGAUCCCAGGCUGAUUUGCUCCAAUUUUUUGGCGAGGAUUCCUUGCGCCUGCCCGGAGCUCGACGAGAAGGAGGAGGAGGAGGAGGGCGUCCCGGUCAAGAAGAGGCCGAGGGCGGCGGCGGGGGCGGCGGCGAGGUGUCAGGUUCCGGGGUGCGAGGCGGAUAUCAGUGAGCUUAAAGGGUAUCAUCGGAGACACCGUGUUUGUCUUCGAUGUGCGAAUGCUAGUACUGUUGUUCUUGAUGGGCUGAGUAAGAGAUAUUGUCAACAGUGUGGAAAGUUUCACAUCUUAUCAGAUUUUGAUGAAGGUAAACGUAGUUGUCGGAGGAAAUUGGAGCGUCACAAUAAUAGGCGUCGAAGAAAACCCAGCGAGUCCAAAGUUGCAGUUGAAAAGGAUCCUCAAGAGCUUGUUUUAGCUGACGAUGUAGCUCGUGAUGAUGAAAAUGAAAAAGAUAGUACAUGCUUGAGCAGCCAAUUAACAGAAAGGGAACCAUUAUUGGAGUCUGAAGAAGGACAAAUUCCUACACUCUGCUCAAAUCCUAGUUCCCAAAAUAUUCAGAGUGAUAGUGUUGCAUCUUUUGUGGUGUCUCGUGAGCCCCAAAUCGAUGGAGAAAAAGAUGAGUCCAAACAUGCUCAUUCUUCAUUCUAUUGUGACAAUAAGAGUGCUUACUCUUCACUGUGUCCCACUGGUCGGAUCUCUUUCAAGCUUUAUGAUUGGAAUCCUGCAGAGUUCCCCAGACGACUUCGGCACCAAAUAUUUCAAUGGUUGUCCAGCAUGCCUGUUGAGUUGGAGGGUUAUAUCCGUCCUGGUUGUACAAUCUUGACUGCGUUCAUUGCAAUGCCAAAUUCUAUGUGGUUUAAGUUACUCCAAGAACCUGUUGUAUAUAUACAUGACUUUGUCGCUGCGCCUGGAAAGAUGUUAUCUGGAAGAGGCACUUUCCUUGUUUAUCUAGACAAUGUAAUUUUUCGUGUUAUGAAAGAUGGAACUUCUGUGAUACAAAUCAAGGCGGAGGAGCAGGCCCCAAAACUUCACUAUGUUCAUCCAACAUGUUUUGAGGCUGGGAAGCCUAUGGAGUUUGUGGCUUGUGGUAGUAAUCUACUUCAACCCAAAUUUCGGUUUCUUGUAUCUUUUGCUGGGAAGUACCUGGCAUAUGAUUAUUCUGUUCCACCUCCGUAUGAUGACUCUGAAGGGGUCACUGCUAAUUUUAAUCAUCAGUUAUUGAAGAUAUGUAUCCGUCAUACUGAACCGGAUCUUUUUGGCCCUGCAUUUAUUGAGGUUGAGAAUGAGUCUGGCUUAUCCAACUUCAUUCCCAUUUUAAUUGGGAAUAAAGAAAUUUGUUCUGAAAUGAAGAUUAUGGAGCAGAGAUUUGAAGCAUCUCUCUCUCUCUCUUUGAAAGAAUCAAAGUUCAUGGCUGCUAGUUCUGUGCAUGAUUCAUGUGAAGUUUCUAUUCUGAGACAAACAGCAUUUUCUCAAUUUAUUUUGGAUACUGCUUGGUUACUCAGGAAUCCUGCACUGGAAGAUAUGAAGUACAGAUUGUCUUCGUCUCAGAUAGGAAGCUUCAAUCGUUUAUUGACCUUUCUAAUACAGAAUAAGUCCAUCAGCAUAUUGGAGAGAGUUCUACAUUAUAUGGAGACUCUGAUGGAUGAUAAGAAGUUACACUGUAUGACUAAUGGCAUUGCUGAUGCUGAAAUGAAAUUACUUCAGAGUAAUGUUGAUCAUGCUAGAGGAAUCGUUUCUGCAAGACUUCAGGAAAAUGUGGAUUCAGUACGGCAUUCUAGAAAUCUUGUUCCAAAAGGGAAUUGCGUAUAUCAAAGUUCGCAAAUUGACAUGCGCUCUGUUGUUUCAUUUAUUGAUCAGUUGCAGAAUAUGGAGGUGACAGAGAAAGGCAGUUUGGACGCUGUAGAGGGAUCAAAUUCUCUAGACCACAGUGGUACUGUUCCACUCUUGAAUAGAGACGUUGAAAUGAGCAUGAAGGAAUGGCCCAGGAAGUCCUGCAGUCUUGUAUUUAGUAGCAGAAUUUUGACCUCUCGGCCUCUUAUCUUUGUGAUCGCUGCUGCUGUGGUUUGUUGUGGUAUAUGUGUGGUCCUCCUCCACCCACAAAAGGUUGGCAAAAUUGCAACAACUAUCCGCAGGUGUCUGUUUGUCAACACUGCCUAGUUGUUAACAAAAUCUAUGAUCUAAAAAGGGCUUGUUUUCUUCAUAUGUACAUGGGCACCAUUGAGUAUACACAAUGUUAGUCGGUGAAUCUCUGCCACAUGAAUAUGUUUAUUAAGCUUUUGAUCUUCCCAACUGAAUGCUGGUUGUCAUUGCCACACUGGUCGAAGUUUUGCGUUGUUUUUUGCUUUCUCAGAUGUGCCAAGACUUUGACACUUGUGUUGCUGCUGAGUCACCGACCAUAAAGGGAUGGUCCCUCUAUCUAAUGAGAUGAAAAGUUGGAGGCGGCAUGUCUUCCACCCCAUGUAAGUUGUAUGUUUACUUUUUUCUUCCUUUUUUUCUUAUUCUUUAUCUUUCCGGUGUAACUUGUGAUUCCAACAUUCUUGUAGCAUUCCCUUUAAUAGUCACUGUCUCAUCUAUUUCCUGUGUACAUGAAGUUUAAUUAAGCUUUUAAAUAAAAAAAACUAGAGCGGUGUUUUAAUCACAA
Molecule: messenger RNA, 3081 nt
Organism: Camellia sinensis
Lineage: Eukaryota; Viridiplantae; Streptophyta; Magnoliopsida; Ericales; Theaceae
Product: squamosa promoter-binding-like protein 7
Cellular component (GO): nucleus
Molecular function (GO): DNA binding
Source: RefSeq, a predicted model, not a curated record